CGGCCGCACGGGUGGUGUGGCCCACAGGAGCGCGGCGUCGCAGAGGGAGGCGCCCCGCCGGUCUCAGCCCGGCUCCAGCUCUUGCGGCCGGCGGUGUGUCCCGCGGUCUGCCCGGUGUGGCGUCCGCAGGCUCUGCGCGGAGCGACAACGAGCGAAUAACCCCCCCCCCAAGUCUCGCCGACUCUCCCGGUGUGUACCUACCCUACCCUGCGCCGCGCCUGCGGAGGAGUCCAGACGCCUAGCAGCUCCAAGAUACAGAGGAAGAGCCCUCAGGAUGCCAGAGCCAGCAAAGUCCACCUCUGCCCCUAAAAAGGGCUCCAAGAAAGCUGUGACGAAGACCCAGAAGAAGGGCGAUAAGAAGCGGCACAAGAGCAGGAAAGAGAGCUACUCCAUCUACGUGUACAAAGUGCUGAAGCAGGUGCACCCUGACACUGGCAUCUCCUCCAAGGCCAUGGGUAUCAUGAACUCUUUUGUCAACGACAUCUUUGAGCGCAUUGCUGGAGAAGCAUCCCGCCUGGCCCAUUACAACAAGCGCUCCACCAUCACCUCCCGAGAGAUCCAGACAGCUGUGCGACUGCUGCUCCCAGGAGAGCUGGCCAAGCAUGCUGUCUCAGAGGGCACCAAGGCUGUCACCAAGUACACGAGCUCCAAGUAGCCAGACAUCACCUCUCCAAUGGAACCAUCAAGCACUGGGCCCUCUGCGCAAGCACAGCUGGGCAGCCACGGUCUGGGUAAACAUCACAGCUAUUAUCCACAGCAAUUUGCAGCCUUGGAAUGGGCAUGAGAAGCUGUCUGGUGGAAGAUGAGACAGUGAUCUGGAUGUCAGAUGAUUUUCAUAGUCUGUUUGGGACAUGCAGUGGGUUCAGCAAGGCUGGUGAAGGAGGCCUUUGCUUUCACACCUCAUCUGAAGAACUGACUGACAUCCAAACUCCCCUCUGUGCUUGGCAAACAUGUGUGUUUGGGACUGGCAGGGGAGGCUGGCAGCAGCAACACAGUAAUGCCAUCUCUGAAGUCUUCCUGUUUAGCUGCUUUCUCACAGUCAUCCAAGAUGGGCACUGAGGAGUCAGCGCUGCUAUCCUCUCCCUCAUAGCCUGGAUCUGCCCUGUGCUGGCAGAAGUGGCAUUGACAGCCACUGGGCAUGAGCUGUGGAAUAAAAUCUAUAUUGGUUCAGCAGCUAUCUGUGCUUGAUGGUCUGCUUUUAAGAGCAAGCCUGGCAGACAGGUAGGUGCCCAGCAUGAUGCCAAGCGCUGUUCCUCCUUGUCACUCCCAGUGGAUGAGCCAUCAAACAGACUGAGGGUACCGGCACUGAAGCUGCCUGCCACCCCCCGCCUUGUGCCAGAGCAGAUGAAUGGAUAAGGUGGGCAUGUUGGGGCUGGGUUGCUACCUUCCCCUGUUUUGUCUGCUUCAAGGACUUGGAUUGGUCUGCAAGACCUUGCUGAUUUUGUUGCUUUUCAGAGGCUGCUCCUGCUUGGAUGCUGCUUGGGUGCUCUGAGACAGGGUGGUCCCUGUGGGAAUCCUUUCUCCUGUGAGUGCUAGGGUGGUGCAGGACAAACAGCACAGAGGUAUCAGGAUGGGACUGAGGAUUUGGAAAGGCAUGUGAAGUGGGAACAGAGGUGGUUAAUGCAGAGAUCACUGAACAGCUGACUUGGCCCUGCCUUGCCUGCUUUAUUCACCAGUUAGAAAGCAAAAGGAAAAACUGGGGCUGGAUGCUUGAUUGCAUCCCAGUGAUACUUUAAAUAAUUUUAAACUGCAUCAGAUGCUCCCCAUAUAUUCUCAAAAUCCACAAUAAGGUAAGCAAUAAUAAAAUCCUGAUAAAAGCCAUAGAGAUUAAUAAGCAAUGUCUUGGUUACAGGUCUAUCUUGCCCAAACUGCUGGAUAGCAGAAGAGCAUGUAUAGAAUUGGUGUGAAGUUGAAGCUUCCUACUCAAACCAUAAAAUUAGCCCCCAAAAAAAUACCAAAAUCUCUGGUAGGCAGUAGCACUCAGAUAAAAAAUACUCAUGUCUAAAAUAACAACUGCAUUCUGCAGCUUAUUCUGUAAAUAAACAGGACAGAAAAGAAAGAAGAUCCAGAACUAAGUGCAGGUUCUCCUCAGACUCCAAGACAUUUCUUUUAACUGAAAGGUAAAUCCAUAUCCUGAAAUAGCAACCUUGCAGUACAUCUUUCACUUUCUCCUAUGUUUAUCUUUGUCCUGUUUCUUUACACUUUGAGUGAUGUGGACUCUUGCAGAUUUAUGUUGCUUUUGAAGCUAUAGGGCUGCAGCUCUAGAGGAUCUAGUUAUUUCUUGGCUCUGUAACCAUGUUGUAGUUAUUUUCCAGUUGGUCUGAGAAAAGGUCCAUGUAGAGGUGUUCAACCAAAAGAAUCUCAGAAACCAGAUUGCAGCAUAGUAGGUCAUGUGGUCUCCAUGGAAGACCAAACAUCAAGCUGCUUAUGGGCUGCUCCCAUCUGCCUUGUGUCAGUUUGAACACCCACAAAGGAGCUUUCCUCCCAGACUUUGCCCAGUGAUAGCACACAGCCAUGUUUCAUACUCUAAUGCCAGCAGGAAUCUCUAACAAUAACUUUCAGAAAGAGCAGAAGCCAGGUGUCAGCAUCCACAAUGAGCAGCUCCCAGCAGCAUUAGCUGUACUUGGUAGCAUUAAUAUCCUGGAUGGCUCAGCUAGGAUGCUUUGGAGGUGACAGCUUAGCACUUCUUUCUGGUUUCAAAUCAAAUCAUAAAGAUCAGAUACAAAAGAUGAACAUGCAGGAGGCCUGGAGCAUCUGUUCUUGGCCCCUCUCCCACCAAAAGUCAGAUAGAAGAUGAUGCACAAGGGGAAUAUAGGGAAUGAAGGGCUAGCUGGCAACACUGCAACUUUUCCCUCCCAUCCCUAUGAGCUGCAGGUCAAGAUUCAUCCCCUGAGCAAGUUCAUAGAGGAGUAAGUCCACUCCAAGCAGGGCAUACAAGCCAGGGCACACAUCUGCCAGGAUUACCUGGCACAGCCUCUAAUUCUGCUCUACUGUCUGCAGGCUGCAGGAAGUCGAGAAAACAAAGUGAGAUGUUGUCCCUCCAUGGUCUCCUGGGCAACUCAGGAAGAUGGGGACAAGGCUGGGCAUUUGGACAAGAGCUGCUGUCCUAAUACACAUACAAUACUGGUCUCAUUUUCUUCUGUCACUGUUGCCACUCUCCAUUUUGGGAAAUUAUUUCAGAGAGAGGAGAAAUGACAAUUUGAGGCUACAAAAAUACAUGGAAAGCUUAAAGAGAAUCUUUAUAUUGUCUAAAGCUGAGUCACUGAAAUUGGUCAUGUUCAUCCAUUUAUAGUUCAGGCUGUCCUUUCACACACUGUUUGCUCCUCACCCUCCCUUUGUAUCAUUUCUUGCCCCUAAGAGUGUGGAUCACAGGGUUGAGGAACGUAUCCAGGUAAAAACAAAUCCUUUCUAUUUUUCUUGCAAGUUUUGUUUUAACCCAGGUCUGGUGUCUGCUCUGAUCUGUCACUGUUAUACAGACAUCUGUGCCAGCCAAGGCAAGGGCCGAUCCAGGAAGGACAAGGUUGGCAUAAACUAGGACUGCCACAGAAAGCAGUUGAGAAAUUCAUGGCUUUUGUUUCAAAGAAAAAUGCAGAAAUGUCUCUCUCCUGCAGUGGUCCAGUUAGCAGCAAAGAUGGAGCUUUUGAAUACAGCACUACAGCAGUUACACUUGUAGAGUCCCACAAAUAGUUUAUCUAAGAGUCCUGACAAUGGAAAUCAGACACAUCACGUUUCUGCAGACUCAGCUGUUACACAAAGGAAAGGGAACAGAUUGGGAAGUGGACACUGUUUGCACACAGCCACCCAGCUGCACUGGUUGGAGGCUUCUUGUUCAGCAGGCUAAUAGCAUAGACACCUUUCCCACAGCUGCUUGUUGCUGUACAGGAGCAUGGUCACAGCAGUUUCAUAAGAAUCACUUUGGCUGUGACGAGCUUGGAAUAGGCCUUAAUAUAGUACAGGCAAUAGAAAAUGGUCUACAAGGUCAGGCAUCAGUUGUCUGUUCAGUAACCUGAGCUGCGGCACAUUGCACAGUUCUCUGGUAAGGGAAUUUGCUGUAAAAGAGGAGUUCUGUGCUUCAAGAUCUUUGCUAUUAAGAAGCAUAUAUCUCCACUUCUGGCACUGAUAAAUUGGUUUUGAAAUUAAGAUAUUAUACCAAGUCCCACUGUUCCCACCCAGAAGCUUCUCUGGGCCAUUCUUGUGUUCUGCCAAUUAAAGAAAAAGUAAUCAACCUGAGAUUGGAAGUUGGAAAAGGAAUCCGAAAAGGAGUAAUACAGCCUCAGUGUUAACCACACAUCAACUCCAUGGACGUCAUCACACUGAGUUAAUUGUUUUCAUCCACAUUUUAAGAGAUAAAAUUAGCUGUUGUAGAUCUAGUCCUGAUUUUUUACCCUGCUUUCCUAAAAGGGCUUAAAGUCUAUCCACUCUUUACAGCAGAGCUCAGUCUACAGAAGAACUGAGCGGCCAUGUGCAUGCAGGCUUGCUCAAGGCAGACAGGUCUUUAGUCAAGCAAGGGGAAAACAAAGGUAAAGAAAAGUGUGGAGGAUGAGUCUGUCCUGGACAGAGCUGCAUGCCUUAGGAAGGAAUGCCUGAGCUGAGACCACAGAAAAGCCCUGCCUAGAGAAGCCAUGUGUCUGUAUGUCCUUCUGCCCUGGUGACAGGCAACCAUGUGGAGGUAGACCCAAGUUUUUGCUACUGCUGGCAUCAAGCCUGGUGUGGCCUUUGCAAAGCCCUGUGCAUUUGUCCCAUCGUAGCGUUUCCUGAUGGUUUACAUCCAGACCAAAUUGUUUACAGAGAAGGGAAGAAUGUGAACUAUUACAAUCACUUGCUGCCAGAGUUUUGAGAAUUCCCUGGGACCAGCACCCAGGGAGCAAACUCUCAUGCUUACUCUCCAUUUUGUGGGUUCAUGUACACAGUUUUUCUGACAGUGUUACAUCAAGUAUGAUCUAUGCUAUAUUACUGCUGUUGGAUGACUUAUCACAUGGCUAAUUACCUGUUUUCUGUUAAAUGUACAAAUAAAAUGUGAAUGCCAACCUGUUGGAAGUCAAA
Molecule: messenger RNA, 5043 nt
Organism: Pogoniulus pusillus (Red-fronted tinkerbird)
Lineage: Eukaryota; Metazoa; Chordata; Aves; Piciformes; Lybiidae
Product: histone H2B 5-like
Exons: 2
Coding region: 275-655 (126 amino acids)
Cellular component (GO): nucleosome
Molecular function (GO): protein heterodimerization activity; structural constituent of chromatin; DNA binding
Source: RefSeq, a predicted model, not a curated record